Molecule: messenger RNA, 1846 nt
Organism: Paramormyrops kingsleyae
Lineage: Eukaryota; Metazoa; Chordata; Actinopteri; Osteoglossiformes; Mormyridae
Product: importin subunit alpha-4
Biological process (GO): protein import into nucleus
Cellular component (GO): cytoplasm
Molecular function (GO): protein binding; nuclear import signal receptor activity
Source: RefSeq, a predicted model, not a curated record
GGGCGUAGCGGGGCCACGCCCCCACGUCGGGCCGCUUCCCCCUCCCCUCCGAUCUUCCUCAGUCUUCGGUGUCACAGAAGCUCGGAGCGCCGGACUGCAACUCGCACGACGCAGCGCGUUAAAGAGCCAUGGCAGAAAGCGCCGGCUUGGAGAACCAUCGCAUCAAGAGCUUCAAGAACAAGGGCCGCGAUGUCGAGACUAUGAGAAGACAUCGGAAUGAAGUCACAGUGGAGCUGAGAAAGAACAAAAGAGAUGAGCACCUGUUGAAGAAGAGAAAUGUACCACAAGAGGAAGGUCUGGAGGAUUCAGACGUCGAUGCUGAUUUCAAAGGGCAAAAUGUGACCCUAGAUGCCAUUUUACAGAAUGCCACCAGUGACAAUGCAGUGGUGCAGCUCAGCGCGGUCCAAGCAGCCAGGAAACUACUUUCCAGUGAUCGGAAUCCCCCCAUCGAUGACUUAAUAAAGUCGGGAAUCCUUCCCAUCCUGGUGAAAUGCCUGGAGAGGGAUGACAAUCCUUCCUUGCAGUUUGAAGCAGCGUGGGCGCUCACGAACAUCGCAUCUGGGACAUCGGCUCAGACUCAGGCUGUAGUCAAAUCCAAUGCUGUACCGCUCUUCCUGCGGCUCCUGCAGUCCCCCCACCAGAACGUGUGCGAGCAGGCCGUCUGGGCGCUCGGCAACAUCAUCGGAGAUGGCCCGCAGUGCAGAGACUACGUCAUCUCCCUGGGCGUGGUCAAGCCCCUCCUGUCCUUCAUCAACCCCUCCAUUCCCAUUACCUUCCUGCGCAACGUCACCUGGGUCAUUGUCAACCUGUGCAGGAACAAAGACCCCCCCCCACCCAUGGAGACUGUGCAGGAGAUCUUACCUGCCCUCUGCGUCCUGAUAUACCACACAGAUAUCAACAUCUUGGUGGACACAGUAUGGGCGCUCUCGUACCUGACGGACGGAGGUAACGAACAGAUUCAGAUGGUCAUCGACUCGGGCGUGGUUCCCUUCCUUGUGCCAUUGUUAAGCCACCAGGAGGUCAAAGUUCAGACAGCUGCACUUAGGGCAGUAGGCAACAUCGUAACGGGCACGGAUGAGCAGACACAAGUGGUGCUCAACUGUGACGUGCUCUCCCACUUCCCCAACUUACUCACGCACCCCAAGGAGAAGAUAAAUAAGGAGGCAGUAUGGUUCCUGUCCAACAUAACAGCUGGGAACCAGCAACAAGUGCAGGCUGUGAUUGACGCCGGUCUCAUCCCCAUGAUCAUCCACCAGCUGGCCAAGGGUGAUUUUGGCACGCAGAAGGAGGCAGCUUGGGCAAUUAGCAACUUGACAAUAAGUGGAAGGAAAGAUCAGGUGGAGUACCUGGUCCAGCAGAAUGUUAUACCACCCUUCUGUAACCUCCUCUCGGUGAAGGACUCUCAGGUCGUCCAGGUAGUUCUUGAUGGGCUUAAGAACAUCCUGAUAAUGGCAGGGGAGGAGGCCAGCACGAUUGCGGAGAUUAUCGAAGAGUGUGGAGGUCUGGAGAAAAUAGAGAGCCUUCAGCAGCAUGAAAAUGAGGAUAUCUACAAGUUAGCGUUUGAAAUUAUCGACCAGUACUUUUCAGGGGAUGAUAUUGACGAGGAUCCCAGUCUGAUCCCAGAAGCCACCCAAGGCGGCACCUUCAACUUUGACCCCACCUCCAGCCUGCAGACCAAGGAGUUCAAGUUCUAGAGCAGAUGUGCGGGUCGCCCCGCUGUCCUGCACUUCAUCACCUUCAGAACAUCAUGACAGACCCACUAACCUGAACCAUAUACCGUCGCCGCUGCCGACGACCCUAAAUAUCACAGAAUCUGGAAGAAAAACAAAAACAGGAAAAAAAAAAA